AUGCUUGGUUACUAUAGUUACGACGUCUCCAUUGCAGUUUAUGCUAUCGGUGGUGCAGCUGCAGCGAUUCUCUUGAUUCUGGUCCUGGCCUUGAUUGGAAUAGUUUUGUAUUGUCGAAGAGUGAAAAAAAGGAAGAGAAGAUUGUCUCAGCUUCAAAAAUCAUCCGUUUUCAAUCCUUCAAAACUAGAAAACAAGCAAGACCCUUAUAACUAUAAUGAAGAUCAUUACAUCUCCAUUCGUCGAAGUCCUCUCAGGGUUUCCACUUACAGCACUUUGCAAGCUGUCACUAAAAAGAAACCACCCAACUCCUUUGAUCGAAGACACAGCGAUCAAAAUGGUGAGCUAAGUAACCAUUACUUAAAUGAGUUUGAAAUGACAAAUAUUCCAGAAGAAACAUCUGUUGAUCCCAUUGGUUCGUUAGCCAGGAAAUCAACCAAGAUUCCAAAAUACGAGAUGUCUUCCUGUCAAGAAGCAGAUACACUUCCAGGCAAUAGCCAUUAUGCUAACAUAACAUUUUCUGCACCUCCCAGUGAACAAAAUACACUUAGACGCAACAAAACCAGCUUUUCGUCUCAGCCAUCAUGUGACAAUGAGAAGCUGGAAUUUCUUCCUCCUCCUUUAGAAUCAUUUUUGUCUGACGAUGACAAGGACAUGUAUUAUCCCACAUCUCAUAAUACACCACCGAUUUCGCCAAUGACAGUUGACAACUAUGAUUGCAAUUCUUCAAGGCAAGGUGAAUACUACAAGACUCCGGUCAUCCAUCCGAUCUAUGAUACCGUAUCAGAGGACCAAAAUUUUCUUCCUUCACCAACAUUCCAAAAUGAUAACUAUCUCAUCAGGGAAAAUCUCCCUGCUGCUAAGGCAGACUUGACCUAUGACCUGAAUGUAGAGAAUGGUAACAUCCCUCAAGGAAACUUUCUUGAACCAAACCAUUAUAAAAUACCAAGGCAAACAUCAAACAGUAACUUUAUUUUCCCUCCGCCACCUUCUCCAACAGACUUUAACGAUGACUUAUAUAAUUCAAACGUCUACUGUGAAAUGCAAUUAGGUUCAGAUAAAAAUGAUAAUUAUAAUUAAACAAACUAAUUGAUAUCUUCCAGAUUUAUCACUGAAGUUCAAAUCGAAGUUUAGCAGUUGACUUUAUUAUUAUCAUCAUCAUCAUCAUCAUUAUUAUUAUUAUUAUUAUUAUUAUUAUUAUUUAUUAUUAUUAUUAUUAUCUGUUAUUAUUUUGGGAUUACUUCAGUAGAAUUCUGGAAUGAAAGUUAUCAAAUGUAUAUAAUAACAUUAAAUACUACUAUUGUGAAAAAAAGAAAAAAAGAAAAUAAAAAAGGAAAACGUUAGCAGUAAGAGAAUAUUACAAAUCAAACAAAAUCAAACUUCAUCCCAGAUUAUCUCAUAAUCCAACAUCACACUCUUAACAGUGGGUUUUUUUUUUCAUGUACAGCUUAUUCACCCAACCAAAUAGACAUAUUUUGAAUCCUCAUCAUGCAUGAGUGAAGCUUCAAAUUCUUCAAGAAUAACUCUGCUCAAAGCCACUUGUGGGGUUUAAUUAUUCAUCUUUAACACCAAUCGAUCUAAAAUCAAUUGGUUGCUCUCACAACUAUACACUAAACCUCACUUAACCCUGUGCCACCAUAAAGCAGAUCACAGCUACGACUUGUCUCAGAUUCAGGUCAAGGAAUAUCGAAAUAGUUCGCAUUUUACAUAAAGUCUACUUUUUCUAUUGAAAUAUGAUAUUUUUGGUAAUUGAUAUGGUAUUGUUAUUUGUCAAUGGUGUUUCAAUUGUUUUUUUUUUUCAUAUAUAUAUUUUUUUUAAUAGUAUAUGCAGUCUAAAUUAUUUAUUUAUUCAAAUGGAAACAUUUUGUGACAUUUAUGAUUGCAAAGGUCUGUAUGAACGUCUUAAUGUCUUUUUGAAAAUAAACGUGUCAACAACUUCAAGACGCUUUUUAAAUCACA
Octopus bimaculoides (California two-spot octopus) is the source of this 1956-nucleotide messenger RNA. RefSeq lists its product as uncharacterized. Lineage: Eukaryota; Metazoa; Mollusca; Cephalopoda; Octopoda; Octopodidae. The record is from RefSeq and is a predicted model, not a curated record.